AGCAUGUGGCUAAGACAUCAAACCUCGAGAAUGUAAAGUUUACCUGGCAUGAGGAGACAGCUUAUGAAUACGAAAGUCGCAUGAAUGCAGAAAAGAAGCCCAAGAAAUGGGACUUCAUUCACAUGAUCCAGAUGCUGUAUUACGUGAAAGACGUCCCAGCGACCAUCCGUUUUUUCCGCAGCCUCCUGGCAGCGCAGGCGAAGCUCCUCAUCAUCCUGGUGUCAGGAACCAGUGGCUGGGAAACACUGUGGAAGAAGUACGGGUCUUCCUUCCCUUUAGAAGAUCUCUGCUCUUAUGUUUCCUCUGCUGACAUUGAAAGGAUACUGGAUUCAGCUGGGCUGAAGUACCAGGUCCAUGAGCUUCCGUCCCACAUGGACAUAACAAGCUGCUUUAUUGAAGGGAACGAAGAUGGGGAGCUGUUGCUGGAUUUCCUCACAGAAACUUGUGAAUUUUCUAAAACUGCUCCUCCUGAAUUAAGGAGUCAGGUAAUGGAAGAGUUGAGAAAGCCUGAGUGCAGUGAAAAAAGAGAUGGGAAGGUGCUUUUUAAUAACAACCUGAGUGUAAUAGUGAUUGAGCCAUGA
Phaethon lepturus (White-tailed tropicbird) is the source of this 581-nucleotide messenger RNA. RefSeq names its product histamine N-methyltransferase (gene HNMT). The record is from RefSeq and is a predicted model, not a curated record. The annotation marks the transcript as partial. The transcript is spliced from 3 exons. Lineage: Eukaryota; Metazoa; Chordata; Aves; Phaethontiformes; Phaethontidae. Gene Ontology annotation, molecular function: N-methyltransferase activity.